Megalobrama amblycephala (Wuchang bream) is the source of this 165-nucleotide messenger RNA. NCBI's taxonomy places the organism in Eukaryota, Metazoa, Chordata, Actinopteri, Cypriniformes, Xenocyprididae. The record is from the annotation of a RefSeq genome assembly.
AUGCCCCAAUUAAACCCCAACCCCUGAUUUGCAAUUCUAGUAUUCUCAUGAAUCAUCUUUCUCACCAUUAUCCCAACUAAAGUCUUAAAUCACACCACACCAAAUGAACCAACCCCAAUAAGUGAAGAAAAACACAAAACAGAACCCUGAGACUGACCAUGAUAA